AUGUCGUCUCCCAGGCAAGUAUCGCCAUGGCAAUCCAUCCUCGCUGGUGGCGUUGCCGGUGGGCUUGAGAGCCUAAUCACUUAUCCUACAGAAUAUUUGAAGACUCGUCAGCAGCUUUCCCAAACAGGUGCCGCUAAACGACAAUCCGCUGCACAAUUGCUUACUGCCACAAUCCGACAAUAUGGCCUUCGGACACUUUACACGGGUAGCGGAGUCUUUUGUGCAUCAAAUGCAUCUAAAUCUGCGAUCCGCUUCUUCACCUUCGACACUAUACGCCGCUCUAUGCCUACAGAGGUGUCGGGCAAAGUGACGCCGUUGGGGAAUAUGGGUGCUGGUCUCAUGGCUGGCGUUGCCGAGGCAAUUAUUGUCGUUACACCUGGAGAGACCAUCAAGACGAAAAUGAUCGAUGACCGUGCCGGGCCCAGGUUGUAUAGAUCCACUGGUCAUGGCAUCGUCUCCAUCUUCGCUCGCGAUGGCUUGGCUGGGUUAUACUGUGGAGUGGUUCCAGUCACCCUGAAACAGUCUGCCAACUGUAUGGUGCGUUUUACAAGUUACGAUAUCUUUGUGGGUUGGAUGGAAGCCCUGCCAGUCACUACUAGUGUACACAAAUCCGUCAGCACUUUGGUGGCAGGCGCACUUGCUGGCAUCGUGACUGUAUAUGCAACGAUGCCAUUUGACUCAAUCAAAACACGGCUUCAGGCAGUAGACGGAAACCAGAGGUAUCGGGGCUCUGUGGAUUGUUUCCGUACGGUAAUAACGCAGGAAGGUGUUUCUGCAUUGUGGCGGGGAACAACGCCGCGAUUAGUUCGGCUGAGCGUUUCGGGCGCUUUGGGUUUCUCCAUUUACGAGUAUGUUAUUCAGUGGACGACUGUAUUGGCUUCUGGAGCAGCAACAGAACGCGAGAGAACGGGCUUAUAG
Penicillium angulare is the source of this 918-nucleotide messenger RNA. RefSeq lists its product as uncharacterized. The record is from RefSeq and is a predicted model, not a curated record. The transcript is spliced from 3 exons. Gene Ontology annotation, biological process: mitochondrial citrate transmembrane transport. Lineage: Eukaryota; Fungi; Ascomycota; Eurotiomycetes; Eurotiales; Aspergillaceae. The coding region runs from base 1 to 918 and encodes 305 amino acids.